Molecule: messenger RNA, 1704 nt
Organism: Bursaphelenchus xylophilus (pine wood nematode)
Lineage: Eukaryota; Metazoa; Nematoda; Chromadorea; Rhabditida; Aphelenchoididae
Source: the annotation of a GenBank genome assembly
AUGUCCGGCUGGGAUGCGUACGUGAACAACUUGUUGGAGAGCUCGGAUGGCAUCAAGAAAGCCGCGAUUGUCGGCCUCGAGGAUGGCUCAGUGUGGGCCAGAAGCAGCGAUUUCAAAGUGAGUGGCGCAGUUUUGAAAGUUGUUGCAAGUUUAGAGCACUUUUUUAUAUUACACUUGAGAUCAGACCCAAGAAUUUUGUUUUAUAAAAAAAUCGGGUCCUGCCACGAAAAUUAUGAAAAAUUUUGAGAGUAAAAUACGACCACACCAUUUAAGACUUUUCUAAAAAAAAGAAACACCGUUUUCAGUUAAUUUUUUGGAGUUCAGAGCACUUUUCUAUAUUACACUUGAGACUUGAUCCAAAAAUUUGAUUUUAUCAAAAAGUAUGGGUCCCAACAAGAAAUUUUUUGAAGCUUUACUUGUAAAAUACGAAGAGGAACAUCAUGUGUCCUACUUGUUUGAAAUAAUGUCGCUAAAACAAUUUUUUAAAACCGAAUCAGCAUGAAACAUUCACCGUGACAUUAGGUGUUCCACGGAUAAUAUAAGUGCUUAAAAACUUAGUUAAUAAGCUUCCUGUGGAACAGAAGUUUAGCUGCUCUACUCUAGAUCUCUUAUGGCACUUUUCUUUCUAAGUUUAUGUUGAUACGGUCAUCUUUGACUGUUCUGUGAUCCAAAAUAUUCAUGAUGACAUUAGAUGUCUCAUGAGUAAUAUAAGUGGUCGUAAUAAGUAGAUGUUAAAUUUUUUGGGCUAGAAAGGCAGAGUAUUCAAACUAGAUUCCCUAAUGCACCUUGAUAGGAAAUUAGAAGGCAAUAUACAGCGUGCCCAACCUUCUAUGGCUUAAGAUAUUCACCAUACCAUUAUAGGUCUCAUGGAUAAUAUAAAGGCUUGCAAAACGUAGAUAAUCAAUUGUGUGGAAGUAAUAAUUUUGUUUGGAAAAACUAGAUGCCCUAAGGCAUGUAUAGGACCAAUUUUAUUCUCAUUGAGGCACUUUCCGAAUAAUUAUGGCCUAAAACAUUACCCAUGCCAUAAGAGGUCUCAUGGAUAAUAUAAAGGCUUGCAAAUCGUAGAUAAUCAAUUGUGUGGAAGUAAUAAUUGUACUUGGAAAAACUAGAUGCCCUAAGGCAUGUCUAGGACCAAUUUUAUUGUCAUACAGACAUCUUCCGCAUUAAUAUGGCCUAAAAUAUUAACCAUGCCAUUAGAGGUCUCAUGGAUAAUAUAAAGGCUUGCAAACCAUAGAUAAUCAAUUGUCUGGAAGUAAUAAUUUUGCGUGGAAAGACUAGAUACCCUAAGGUAUAUUUAGGCCCAAUUUCAUUGCAUUCGAGGCACUUCCCGACCUAAUAUGACCUAAAAUAUUAACCAUGCCAUUAGAGGUCUCAUGGAUAAUAUAAAUAUCUCCGAAUCCCCGCUAACCACCUUAAAACCGACAUUUCCAGGCCACAGAUGCCGAGCUCAAGUCGCUAGUUGGUAGCUUCAAGAACAUCGACGCCGUUCCGCAGACCGGCUCCGACCUGGAAGGCCUUCAUUACGUGGUACCCCGAGUGGAAGAGAACCUGAUUUUCGGGAAGAAGGGAAGCCAAGGCUUCUGCGCCGUCAAGUCCAACACUGCCGUCAUUUUGGCCGUGUUCGAGGGCGAGACCGGCGCCGGAUCCGCCACUCGUGUCGCCGUCGAGAAGCUGGCUUCGUAUCUACAGGACACUGGUUAUUAA